CCUCACACCACCGCAUUCUCCUUCAUCAUGGGUGGCGACGGCAAUCGCAUCAUGCCUGUCUCUACCGACUAUCCGAAGCUCGCAGCCGGACCUGUGGGCAAGGCUUGUUGCCGUACGUCUCUCUUCUGCCGCUAUCCGGCUCCUCAGGUGUCCUAGGAACAUUAUCUGUGGUCGUUGGAGCUCCAUUGUAUGCUAAUGCCCCACAGCAAGCUUCACGAAGCCAAAGCGUCAGGCUCCGACUGGAUCAAGCUCUCCGUCUACUCCCCGCCGGACCUCUCGCGCCCCACGUUCAAAGAUGCGACCUCCCAUAGCUUCAAACCCACGCACGUUGGCGAAUCGUUCGGUCCCAGCUGGUCGACGCAUUGGUUCAAGGUCCGGCUGACGGUUCCCAAGGGCAUGCGGGACAAGGAGCGGCUGGAGUUCGUCUGGGAUGCGAACUGCGAGGGCUGCAUCUGGACUGAGAAAGGAGAUGUCGUCCACGGAUUGACGGGCGGCGGCGAGCGGACGGAAUGGAUACUCCCGAAGGAAUUUAGGGACGGGAAGGAGCAUACCUUCUACGUCGAGAUGGCGUGCAACGGCAUGUUUGGGAACGCGCCGGGCGGCGACUCGAUCCAGCCGCCGAACCCGAACCGAUACUUCCAAUUACAUACUGCAGAUAUUGUGGCCGUUAACCUGGAGGCUAGGGCGCUCUACUUCGACUUCUGGGAGAUCGGAGACGCCGCUCGCGAAUUCCCAGCUGAUUCGUGGGAAGAGCAUGAAGCGCUGCAGGUCGCGACCCGCAUCAUGGACACUUUCAUCGCGGGCGGUGGAAGCAACAAGAGCAUCGCUGAAUGCCGCAAAAUUGCGCGCGAAUACCUUGGAGACGUGGACACACACAAGGUGUAUGAGAGCGACAAGGAGCCCAUCGUGUUCGGGGUCGGAUACUGCCACAUCGACACGUGCUGGCUGUGGCCCUUCGCCGAGACGAAACGAAAGGUCGCGCGCUCAUGGUCGAGUCAGUGCGAGCUGAUCGAGCGGUAUCCCGAGCUUCGCUUCGUCUGUACUCAGGCUCAGCAGUACAAAUGGCUGGAGGAGCUGUAUCCUUCGACAUUUGACCGCGUUAAGAAGAAGGUCAAGGAGGGGUCGUUUCAGCCCAUUGGCGGGAGCUGGGUGGAGCAUGACACCAAUCUGCCGAGUGGAGAGUCUUUGAUCAGGCAGUUUCUCUACGGCCAGCGGUACUUUGAGAGCCGCUUCGGAGAGCGCUGUCGGACCUUCUGGCUCCCGGACACCUUUGGAUACUCUACGCAGCUCCCCCAGAUCUGCCGACUCGCCGGCAUGACGAGAUUCUUGACGCAGAAGCUCAGCUGGAACAAUAUCAACAACUUCCCACACACCACCUUCAACUGGGUGGCCCUCGAUAAUAGCCAGGUCAUCUGCCAUAUGCCGCCAUCCGAGACGUACACGGCUGAAGCAAACUUCGGCGACGUAAAGAGGAGCGUCACGCAGCACAAGUCUUUGGAUCAGGACAAGACUUCGCUGCUGGUGUUUGGCAAAGGAGACGGUGGGGGUGGCCCAACUUACCAGCAGCUCGAAAAGCUUAGGCGAUGCCGUGGCAUAAGCGACAAAACUGGCCUUCUGCCUCGCAUCAAGCUUGGCGACUCAGCAGACGACUUUUUCGACAGACUGGAGAAGAAGGUCGAGAAAGGCACCGAGCUCGUCACCUGGUAUGGCGAGCUCUACUUCGAGCUGCAUCGCGGAACAUACACUACUCAAGCGAACAACAAGCGCAACAACCGUAAAGCUGAGAUCAUGCUGCGAGACAUUGAAUACCUCGCGACUCUGGCGACCAUUAAGAAUGAGUUUGGGAAGAAGAGCUCGUACAAAUACCCGAAGAAGGAUAUCGACGACAUGUGGGAGAACGUCCUACUUUGCCAGUUCCAUGACUGCUUGCCAGGCAGCUCGAUCGAGAUGUGCUAUGAUGAUUCGGAUGAAAUCUAUGAAAAGGUCUUCACGACGGGUGAAAAGCUGCUGUCUGAUGCUCUGUCUGAGCUAGGCUUUGACAACGACAUCAAGGCCGACAGCACGCUCGUAGCUUUGAACACGCUUCCAUGGCAGCGCACCGAGCUCGUUAAGCUUCCAUCAAUUGCCAGCCUUCCAUCCUACGGCCUCGCUCAUGGCGAUGGAUUAAGCACCAUGGAGAUCCGCCCUCUCGCUUCACCCUACUCUGCCACUAUUGCUUCUAUCAAAGAAACCCGCCCCAACGUCUUCGAGCUACGCAACGCUCAAUACAUCGUCGAGGUCUCAAACGGUGUCAUCUCUUCCCUCUACGACAUCUCCGCAGACCGCGAGCUCAUCCCCAAGGGCGCCAAGGCUGCCCAGCUGGUCCUCUUCGACGACAAGCCGCUCUACUGGCAAGCCUGGGACGUCGAGGUUUACCACCUCCGCUCAAGGGAAGAGCUCCAACCUUCCAAAGUCGUCAUCUCAGAAGACAGCCCGCACCGCGUCUCCCUUGACAUCGAAACCAAGAUUUCAGAUAAGUCCUGGAUCAAAACCACCAUCUCGCUGCCCGCCGUCGUCGGCGGCGCACCCUCCUGCAUCGAAAUCGACGCCGAAAUCGAAUGGCGCGAGACGAUGAAGUUCCUCAAGGUAGAAUUCCCCGUCGACAUCGUCAACACCGAAGCAAGCUACGAAACGCAAUUCGGCAUCGUCCGCCGCCCCACGCACUACAACACCACCUGGGACAUGGCCAAGUUCGAAGUGUGCUGCCACAAAUGGGCCGACCUGUCCGAAGCCACCUACGGCGUCUCCAUCCUCAACGACUCCAAGUACGGCUUCGCCGUCGCGGGGAACGUAAUGCGCCUCUCGCUGCUGCGCGCCCCAAAGGCGCCAGACGCCCACGCCGACAUGGGCCGCCACUCCACCCGCUACGCCAUCUUCCCGCACGCCGGGCCCCUAUCCGAAUCCACAGUCCGCAAGGCCUUCGAGUUCAACAACCCCCUCAGGAUCGUCGGCCACAAAGCCCACCCCGCCCUCCACCACCACAGCCCGUCCAUCCUCAACUCGUUCCACGUCCACGGCGCGCCGAAUCUCGUCCUCGACACUAUCAAGCGCGGCGAAGACGACGCCGACGUCUCGCGCGGCGAGCUCCCCGCGAAGAAGGGCAAGAGCGUUAUCGUAAGGAUAUACGAUGCUAUGGGCGGGAAGAGCAAGGCUGUGCUUACGUGGGGCGCGUUGCGCGUGAGGAAGGUGGUGAAGGUUAAUGCGCUGGAGGACGAGGUGGAGGAUUUGAGCGGGAUGGUUGUGGAGAUGGAGGGCGGGAGGAGGGGUGUGAAGUUGGAGAUUCGGGCGUUUGAGGUUGCGAGUUAUAGGCUUGUGCUUUGAGAGGGUAUGAGUAUGGGUAUGGGUAUGGGGUGGGGAUAGGGAUGAAGAUGGCAUUUGAGAAGAGAAGAGAUUUGUAUUGGGUAUGCUCGCUCGGUCGUUGCUUUAUCCUCUUUUUGCGUGCAUUGCUUUGCACGCGUCUCCGCAUAUCAUAUCAUAUCAUGUACAUCACCGUAUGUACAGUACAUACAGCACGCACCACUCUAGGCGUCAACAAACCAAACCAAAAAGUAUCCAUG
Trematosphaeria pertusa is the source of this 3596-nucleotide messenger RNA. Its product is annotated as glycoside hydrolase family 38 protein. The transcript has 3 exons. Gene Ontology annotation, molecular function: carbohydrate binding; alpha-mannosidase activity. The record is from RefSeq and is a predicted model, not a curated record. The coding region runs from base 190 to 3360 and encodes 1056 amino acids. Lineage: Eukaryota; Fungi; Ascomycota; Dothideomycetes; Pleosporales; Trematosphaeriaceae. Gene Ontology annotation, cellular component: fungal-type vacuole membrane. Gene Ontology annotation, biological process: oligosaccharide catabolic process; mannose metabolic process.